AUGUCUAGUCUUUCAGCAACGCCUGGAGGCUACUCUCAGCAUACGCCAUCACCAUAUUCAUUCUCGGUUGCUUCUACAAGGUUGAGCUCUAGACCGUCGUUUCACCUUUCAAAUCUCUUCCUCCGGUCCUUGUCCCUCGUUCUUUCAUCCGUUUCUGCUCUCUUGGUAGCUAGCCCAUCAAACACAAAGAACAGCAAUCAGAAGUCUAGUUUCUAUCAAAGCCCUGAACUGCUGUAUUGCUUUAUAGCGAUUGUAUCGGUUUUCACUUACUCAGCUUAUCAACUCUUCAAAGGUGUUAGUGAUAUCACUUACAGAGGUGUUCUCAUCUCAGACAUUGUCUCUGAUUACAGUAGCUUCCCUCUUGAUCAGUUGGCAGCUUACCUCCUCAUAUCAUCCUCUUCAGUAGCAGUAACAGCCAUUCAACAGAAUGAACUAAGUACGGCACUUAAACGGGCUACAAUUGUCUCUGUUUGCAUGUCCUUUGCAGCAUUUGUUGUCAAUGCCACUUGUGCUCUCUUAUCAGGCUACAAGCUCUGUACAAGAAUCAUAUGGUGAUGCUUCACGUCACAAAGGCUGUGGAUCUCCUAAGUCCUAUUUGGCUCAAUUCUUUGUAAGUCACUACAAGAAUCAUUUGCGCUUUAGUCACAAAGGCUAAGGAUCUCCUAUUUGGCUAAAUUCUUCAUAAAUCACUCAGAACAUCCCUUUCUUUGCUCU
This is a messenger RNA of Daucus carota subsp. sativus, 714 nucleotides long. Its product is annotated as CASP-like protein 4A4. Lineage: Eukaryota; Viridiplantae; Streptophyta; Magnoliopsida; Apiales; Apiaceae. The coding region runs from base 1 to 555 and encodes 184 amino acids. The record is from RefSeq and is a predicted model, not a curated record. The transcript has 3 exons.